This is a messenger RNA of Stylophora pistillata, 1737 nucleotides long. RefSeq lists its product as uncharacterized. NCBI's taxonomy places the organism in Eukaryota, Metazoa, Cnidaria, Anthozoa, Scleractinia, Pocilloporidae. The record is from RefSeq and is a predicted model, not a curated record.
UCGCUCGUCUUGAGCCAAACACGUUGCUCGCACAUUCUUUCGUCGGACUCAGGAAAACUGCGGCUUUGGGUUGGCCCUUUUAUAAACUGUGUUAGGUUAGAUCAAAGUUAUUCCCAGGGGGACUCGUGUACGUCGGUAAAUUGACGUCUUAAAUCAACAACCGUGACAAGCGAGGUAGUAUUUUGCAAUUUAAAUUGCUACCCAUCUCAAAUUUUUUGACAGCCAACGUGGAAGCGACCAGUCAUUGCGACAGGGGAGUUUUGUAAUUUCACCUUGGUGUGUGAUGAAACUCGGAAGGUAGAUCCCAAUUGUUCACUUUCCUAUCGAAACGGCAAGACGUGGAAAAUCUAAGGUUAAACCAUUGAGACAUCGUGACCAAAACAUCACCCACAGGCCCUCCUUGUUCGAUAAAAAGUUUGAACUCUAAACAUCUCAACUUGAAUCAAGCCGAGAACAGAACGGAAAUUGAGUCAUAAAGGAACGACCGUCGAUUAAUUGUUCUUCUAUAAUCAGGACAAUCUGUCCAAGAAAUAUUAUGCUUCGACGAAAACUUUAUUCACAGUGAUCUGCUGUUCAGCAUGAAUUACCCUUCUGAUGAACCUGACGACAGCCAAAAUUUUCACGAUGAAAUCUCCUCGACUCUCAAAGACUUAGAGAUAUUUCUCUGUGACCUCGCGGAGGAAUCACUUCAAUUACGCUUUGAAAAGCAGAGAGAUGACCUCUUGGAGAAGGUGAUUCAACUUCGGAAGAAGGUCACAGAGCACAAAAACUCUCAGAUGGUUACAAAUGGAAUCAAAUCCCCGAGACCUAAAAGAAAAAGCUACCCGUUUGCGGCUGUGAAGGACAGUAUGCAUACGUACGCUGCGCAUUUACACAAACUAAACGUGGAUGGAAAACCCAAGCAUCCAGGCUCACCAGAAAUAAGGCGCUCAGUGGAUAAACCUAAAUUGCGCCCACGCUCUAUGUCGUGUCCCGAAAUUCGUUUCACUUUAAGUCAUGCGUGGAAGACGUCCCUUCCUAAGGUUCCAGAAAACGAGGAGCUCAAAGAGUUGGAGACGUAGGAUCCUUGCCAGAGGAAGAAUAAACGCGAAAGAAUCGCAUCAAGAAGUUUUCAUGUUUACGUUUCUUUUUCUUGAAUCACAUUCCCAAAUGCAUGUUGACUCAAGAAGAAUGAGAAUAGAAUUAGCUGCGCCGAAUAAAGAGAAAGGACCAAGAAAUCAGCGAAGAAUGGACAGUUGAAAACGGAUCACGAGGUAUUGUUCUCAAUAUCUCUGCUCCAGUCUUUCUCGCUGUUUGUGGUACAUAACUAUAGACAUUCGCAAACGAAGUGAUCUGAGGUGGUCUUUUAUGAGUAAUGAUAGGAUAAAUUAAACCUGGGAGAGUUUGAAGCCAUGGAUUCACACUUUUUUUAAGGUCUUAGUUCAAGUUCGUCACGCCAUUUUCGCUCGAAUGUGACCAGUGCGUCACACAGACCGGGGUCACGCAAGAAAUGACAUUUUUAUAUUGCCGACAAGUCUGACAGUCACAGAAAAUAACAGUCGUAACAUAAAAAAGGAUGUUAUAUUAACUUGAUUCCGACGUUGAGCCGAAUUUUCGUACGGCCCUAUCUUAAGGUUACAAGAUCUAAUGUGGAUUGUUUUAUCUGAUUUUAUACAUUUUUAUUUAUUUCGAGAAUUCUAUUUGCUUGUGCAUGUAAGGUAAUAAACGAGUUACGCUUUCACGCCUUUUGUAUGCUUA